GCCCUUUCAUGUAAGGAGUGAGCUUUUAAAUUGUCUUUUGAUCCGAACUCAAUCCUUUUCUAUUAUUUAGUACCAGUGAACAUUCUGAAGGAAGUCGAAGCGUACUGAAUAAUAAGGUCCCCAGUUCACGGUUCAAUGAAGAAGUGCUUUUUUUCUGUGGCGGAUCUCAACGUGACUCUCCCCGUUUCUCUUCCUCUCUCUCAUAUUCAUAACAUUCUGUGAGUUGAUCUACCAUAUACCACACAGCGGCGUGAAUGGGGGGACUCAAAAGCCACAUAAGAUAGCACUAUCAUUUUUAGCUUGGUGCACAGGUACAAAAGCGACAUUUUAGGUAGAGGCCAUACAAUGUGAGUGUGUGCGUUUGCCCAUCCAUACAGCACUCACAAUCAACACACACAGAACAAAUAAAGAGAAUAGCUCACCGUGUGUGUGUGUGUGCUAAAAUAGCCAUAUUUCAAGUUCAGAGAAGGGCGUAAACUUUAUCUUUGAACACUGCAAACUGGACCACCGACCACUCCUUUCAUUUUUGCAGAUAUCGAACGCGUUUGCCUCUCAUUCAUCAUUGGAUUCGACAUCCAACACGAUCUUCGCGGGGGAAAAAACCCAGACAAUCGUCAAUCAGAAGGAAUUAUUAAGACUCGGAAAUAAACGCGUUUUCUAGGAGGGGAACAGGAGCGGUUUACCAACAUGGACCAGGACUAUGGCGACUAUGGUGGACAGCCUCGUAAUGGGAACUCUAACAGCGUCCACUUUGCCCAGUUCUUGGGUUCUAGGAAGAUGGGACGACAUGAGGAACCGACGGCUGAUGAGGUCAUGGAGACGAUAAAAGGCGUUGUUAAUGAUUAUAGAGUGAACAGGCGCAGUCCCCGGUCUUAUGUUAUCAUCGUCACCCCAACUGAAGUCAUAGUGAGAGAGAAAAAUGCCGUUGGACAUGAUGAGAGAAUCCAGAUCAGAUACAUAAAUUUCUGUAUUCACGACCGCUCUAUGAGCCAUAUAUUCGCUUUCGUGGCCUGGUCGGAAUCUCAGAAGAAUUUCAUCCUCCAUGUCUUCUUCUGUGAACUCACAUCACAUGCAGCCAAUCUCAAGGCGUCAUUCGCCAUGGGAUUUCAAGCUGCUUUCAAGGAAUGGAAAAACGAGGCCAGACCACCAAGAAGACAUACCAGUCGAGAUGCUUAUUCAGAAUAUGCUCCACCAGCCAGGUUAACUGUGGGAGCCCUGGAUCAUCACCGCCGGUCCUACGAGGCUCCGGCCGUACUCGAACGCGAGCAAUACCGACCACCAGCACGUGUGGCAGGCAGACAAAGGCCCCGAAACCGAUCCGCCCAUGGACCCCGGCCUAAUCAACUCAUCGAAGUCUACGGCGACCCUCGUCAAGCCGGCUACGACUACGACUUCGAAUACGAGGAUGAUUUCAUUGGCGACCUCCCACCUCCGCCCCGAGCCCCCGUCGAAAAGGAGGUCAUGUAUACCCGGGAGACGUUAGCUCCACCUGGUGGUGACUUGUACGAACGACGGACUGGUGGUGACGUGUACGAACGACGGAAUGGAAUUCGAGGUCCCGGCGCGGCUUAUGAUGACGAUGUGUACGCGUCCAGACGGGUCGGAUAUGGUGAUCGAGGCGGUCGACGAUCACGGAGAUACGUCGAUAGCGGAUACGCACGCGAUGAUAUGAUUUACUAAACAAAUUCAUCAAAUGUUCACAACAUUGCUUUUAUUUACAGGUCGGUUCGAAUGUUUGCAUACACAAAGGCUUUCUGCAUGAUAAUAUUGUUCACCUGCCAAAAUUAUAAAAUCUUGAGAAAUUCGUCAUCCGAAAUGAAAGGGCUCUUCGUGCUCUUUCUUUCAAAUUUCUCGUGAUGUAGGACAAUAAUUCUCGACAAUUUUGUAGACUUUACAAUUUUGGUAAAUGGGCAGUAACUUGUUCGAGAUUGCCUGGUGUAUGUAAACAUUCGCCCUAAACCCAUGUAAACCUGCAUUUUGUCAAUUUGUAGAUGGCUCAGUCUAAAAUGUCCCCCAUGCAACUCAAGUGUACUUUGAGUCCAGAUAAUGCAUAUAUUAUGUAACUUAUGUAUACUUCUGAAUCACUUUCCUAAACAUGCUUGGCUCAAUCUUCCGAAAGUCACACGGAGUCAAAGCCAGACCAACUAAAAAGAAGGUUUUCACUCCACCGCGCACGACUGAUUCAAGAACAUAGAAAUGUAUUGUCAUACGCCCCCCAUGACAAUGAACAACCAAGAAGUCUUUGUCGAAAAUUGAAGAAUCAAAACAGCAGUUUCGUCCCGGAUUCUGGAAAAACAAGAAAUUAGGACAAAACUGCUGUUCCGAUUCGCCAAUUUUCGACAAAGACCUCCCAGGAGUUCUUUGUCAAUAAUGACGGGCAUUUUCAUACCGUAUUCUUGUAUCCGUCGGGCGUCGCAGUGCUUAAACUCACUAUCAUUUCCAAUGACAUCAAUCUGUUUGGAGUCGGCUUCCCUCGUGUGACUCCGUAUAAUGGUCAAAUGUAGGUCAAAUGUAACUUUUUUAUAUAUCGAUUAAUUUUUUAAGAGAAGAGAAUGUAGAAGGGUGGGGGUUUGUUUCGAAAAUUUAUUUAAAGAUCUAUGAAAAUAUUGAAAUGUUUGCACCACGUAGUAAAGACCUUAUGUAUUGACGACGUCAUCACGCCUCCAUCUUAGAGGUCAGUGCCAUUGCCUUGCGUGCGUUGCUGGUCUGCAGCUGGCGCAUCUCUGACAACCCUGCUUAUUGCGUAUUCCAAUAGCCUCUGGUAGAGGGUGUUAUGAGAUUAUGACGUCACAUGCAUAAGGUCUAUCAGUUGUGGCAUCCCAUAUCAGUGAACAGGAAUAAAACCUUGCUUUGGAAAUUUUCUAUAUUUAAGAUAUUGAACAUAAUGUGAGCUUCCAAUCACGCCCAAGAGUAAAGGAAACUUUAUUUUAAAUAGGUUAUGCAUUUGGCCAGAUACGUUGCUCUGUGGGUAAAUAUUCGAACCCAUGUCCUUUAGAUUGAAAGACGAGUGUCAUAACCACUUGACCAUGUAAUUAAUAAAUAUAAACAAAUAAAAAAAUAUCAAAACGUCAAAUUUACACUUGGAGGUCUUUUAUUUCCCCCUUAGGUAUGUUUUGAACGCAGUUCGGGUUUCAUCAUCAUCAAAUAAAUAUUCUUGAUGUAUUAUAUUUCUUUAUAGUGGUACCUGGGUUAAAAAGCUUUAUAUCCCGUCAUAUAAUGAUCACGUGACAUGCUACAUUACCGAUAUGAUGAAAAUUCUAUUUUUUAUAUUGAUUAUUUACAAGUACAACGCCUUUAUACGCUUGAUGUUGAUGUUAUAUUCGCUUUUAUUUUAGAUACAGAUGAUAUUUUAUUGCUGCCUAUAGUGAGAGAGUCAGGAAAAUGUAAUGAAUCUAUUAUUUUGCAUUUGUAUAUAAUUGUUUCAGGAAUAGUCAUAAACUUUGAAACGGUAUAUUAAACCUAAUUCAUGAUGACUUUUUAAAAUAUUUUGUUUAAUCUUAUUGACACCUGCGCUGUGAGCGAAGGUUGCAGCUGUUUGAAUUAAAGGAGAAUGAAACUCUUGGAGCAAGUAAGCUUUUGUGAAAGCAGAAAAAUCAAAGAAUAAGAUCAACAAAAGUUUGAGUAAAAUAGGACUAGCAAAAGAAGAGUUAUGAGCAUUUGAAUGUCGAGAUCACUAAUGCUAUGGAGAUCCUCCCAUUGGCAAUGCGACCAAGAUCUAUGAUGUCACAGAUGAACAACUCUCCCCUUUUGGACGCUGAAAAUAUACCCCAAAACAUCUCUUUUUGCUCAUUCUAAUCAUAUGACAAACGAUCCAUCAAUGAUUAUAAUGUUGUGAAACCUCUGUACUUGUCCUCUCAUAAAGAGAACACCUCACCUUGUGAUAGACUCUAUAAAAGUGAGAAUAUAAGUGAAAUAAGUAAUAAAGUAAUGAGGGAGUUGUACGAGUGUGACAUCACAGAUCUUGGUCGCAUUGCCAAUGAGAGGAUCUACAUGGCAUUAGUGAUCUCAAUACUCAAAUGCUCAUAACUUUCUUAUUAUUCAUUCAAUCUUCCUCAAACUUUCAACAAUAUGUUUCUUUGAUUUUUCUCUUUGAUAUGGAUUCAGCUGGUUUCAAGGGUUUCAUUCUCCUUUAAUGAAAUAAAAGUAAACAAGUAAUAAUAAACUGUUAUAUUGCAUCAUAACCCAUCAUAUUUAAAUGUAAAAGAUACAGUUAUAGGUUGUUGCCUUUUUCGUAUUUUUUUUUCAAAUGUUAAGUUUUCGUUGCUGUAGAGACUUAAUGAAUUCCUAUCUUGAUCUCUAGCGUUAAAAAUAUUUUUAUUGUUAAAGUGACUUAAUCGAUAAUGUUAUUUUUCAAAUCACUUAUAUCUUGGUAAGAUGUUAUUGCCAAACAAACUUAUUUUAGAAUAUGGUUAUAAUUUUUGGCAAUCUUAAUUAGGCCUAUGUAAGCACUUUUUAUUAGCGAAGAACGAAGUACAUGAAUUUUAUUAUUUAACCCAGAAUGUUCCUUAUGUAAUCAGCUUAGUUUGGUGUAUGUAUACAUUUUUUGUGAGUCAGUACUGUACGAUAAUAUAUUGUUAAUUCAUUCAUUUAAAUGCAUUUUAUCGUAUAUGUUUCACGAACUGCAUAUCAAAUCUGAGAAAAAUAUUUAAUGUUGAAAAUGGCGAAUUGGGUGUUGAUACUAGCUCCGACCACGAAUCCUUAUCAUUAUUUUCAUGUUUGGUGUUGUGACCGGUGCUAUAUAGUUUAGCACCAACACCACCACUCAAGUUUAACACCUAACUUCCAAUACCCACGUGUCGAAUCUGCUACCAAAUAUGAUGCGAAAGUCAUUUAUCCAUAAUUUAAAGCGCCUCAUAUACGGCGACUGCAUUGACUGGAAUACUCCCCAAGGAGUGGAGACAGGUUUCGAUGACCAGGAGACCAAAGAUAAUCGGUAAAAGCGCCGAGAUAUUAUUUAGGUCUUAAGCGACUUAGGAAUAAUCGCAUAACUUUUUAAUCACCCAUUGGAAACACUUUGAACGUUGAAAUAAGAGUAAUAAUCUGCUUGUUUAUAACGCGCGAGGACAUGUGCAUUUCAGAUUUAUCAUUACCCCGGUCUGCCGAUUUUCCCCCGCACACAACGUAUGCACAUCCUCCACUCCCUGGGGAGUUUUCCAUCCAGUCGCCAGUGAUGCGCACAUAGCAAUGUGUGCGAAUAAAAAGGCUCCCUUGUGAAAAUUUUAUGGAUGUUAGACGUAAUGUCCUUUCACUCACAUCGCUCACUUCUGUCUCAAGUAAUGCCACAUGCAAAUCAUUUGAAAUAUUCUCUACGUUUUUGAUAGCCAUUGCUUUCACUUUUUACUUAUCAUAAGUGAUCACACUUGCUGCUGGAGAUGAUGGAUUAUAAAUAUUUUUAGACUUGAUUAAACAUUUUUGCAUAACGUAUGAAUUCUACAUGUUUUUAUUUCUUAUUUCAACUUACCUCGAAUCGAAACUAUAUAUGAUAGAUAUUGCCAGCUGUCUUGUAGGUGAACAUAUAUAAACAGUUGUCAUCAAUAGUCUUCCCUGUGUAUAUAAACAUUCAUAAAUAUGUAGGCCUGUUUACAUCAUUUUAAUCUCUUAAGAGUGUAUAUAGUUUAUAUAUACUAGUAUAUGGGAAACGAAAAAUAUUGAAUGCGAAAUUUAAAGAAAAUGUACAUAAUAUAACUAUUCAUUCAUUUCAAACUGUGUUAGAAGCAUUGGAAAUCGUUAUUUCUUAGGAUGAACAAAUAUUUACAUUUUUACUCAUUUAUUUUCACAGUCGAGGCAGGUGCAUUGUCGUGUAUAGUAAAAACAUAAUGUCUUUCAUGUAAUUGACUUUAAUGGAUAGAAAAUUAUGUACUUUCAAAUUAGACCCUAUAAGUGUCUUACUAUUUUACGAUUGAAUACUUUUAUUUUUUACAGUCGAGGCAAAUGAAUGAUCGUGUAUUGUAAAAACAGAAUGUCUUUCAAACGGAUAUAAAAUUAUGUACUGUCAAAUGAGGCCCGGAAUGUCUUUCACUAUUUUACGAAUGAAUGAAGGGGUUUAUAAUCAAAAUAUUAUUUACAUCAUAAUACGCAUUUUGGAAUGUCAGAUCGAGUGUCAUUAUCGUGUCUUAAUAUUUUAUUUUGCAUUUUUAAAACCAUCUAAACUGCUAUUUUGUAGAUAUCAAAUGUGGGCACUCUUUUCAAAGAUCUUGAGUGUGAGAUACUCUGAUCUUCAAAAAAAAAAAGAUUGGGAAAAAUUACUUCCUGACUACACGGGACACAGCGUAAUACUGAGAUGUGAUUUUUUCGGAAAUUACUUUCCAAAUAUAAAAAAAAAACACACUCUGAACCAGAGAUUUGAAGAGGAGUUCCAACCUUUCCACCUGCAGAUUCCCGUUUUGGCCGAACACAUAUUUUUUUUCCUGGGGGAGGGGGCGUGUAAACUUUUUCGAAAAAAAAAUCAAAAGCGAGAGAGCAAUGCUACCGAGCUUGUCAUUAGGGUGCUUUAAAUUUGCAUUUUGUAAAGUGAUAUUGAAGGAUUUCAUGCAUAUUUUUGGUGUACUUUUGUGAAUAAUUUCCGUUAAAAAAAAUUAAAGUUUUCAAAAUGUCUGCAUCCCUGCCCCCCCCCCUCCCCCUCUUCCGCUGCAUACGGCCAUGGUUCCCUUCAGAAAAUUUUGAAUUUCCUAAUUUUCCACUCUUAUAUUUAUUAUUCCCCGCCACCGUAUCACGUUUUUAUUGUAGUUUUCCACUUUAAAAACAUAUUUUAUAUUUCUUCUAAGAGUUAUAUGGUCUCUUUGUCUUAUUUUCAUUUUAUGUUUAUCGUAAGCAUGGGUUCUUGGUUGAUAUUUUAAUUUUUCAAAUCUCCAUAUGUUAUUAUGAAUAAAUAAAUAAAUAUCCAAAGCAAAGAAUAUGAAAUUAGA
Lytechinus pictus (painted urchin) is the source of this 6905-nucleotide messenger RNA. RefSeq lists its product as uncharacterized. The record is from RefSeq and is a predicted model, not a curated record. The coding region runs from base 688 to 1680 and encodes 330 amino acids. NCBI's taxonomy places the organism in Eukaryota, Metazoa, Echinodermata, Echinoidea, Temnopleuroida, Toxopneustidae. The transcript is spliced from 4 exons.